AUGCUUGACCUUUGCCCCUAGAUGCUUUGGCCCGUCCGCCAUUUUGCGCUCUUCGGAGAUAGUAUUUUUUUUCUCUGAUCUAAGGAAAAUUCCAACUGAUUUGAACGCGAAAUCAACCAGGCAACAUUCGAAGCGUAAAGACGCAGUACUACUAGUGACCUAUCGCCACAGAAUCGCCAUAGUGUUCGCAAAGGCUGACCAUCGGGUAUUCUGGGAACGAGACUAGCAACAGAGAGAGCGAGACAGGAACGAGGGAACAUACGGACAAAUACGAGGCAAAUUUGUUCACCUGUGGGAAACAAGGGAAGAAAGUAGAGACUCUGUUCAAGGUGGACGUCGCCGUGGACGGCAGCGAAAAGCUUGGCAGGAUAACAUCGCUGACUGGACGUCUCUCAGCCUGCAGGAGAGGAUAACCCUGGCUAGGGAUAGACGAACUUGGAGGUAACUCUCGAUCUUCAUGUCUACCUUGUCCCCCCAACGACCUGGAGGUCAAGGGACUAGGUAGGUAGGUAGGUUCAAGGAAACCAUUAAUCCUACGCUGCCCCGGACCGACGCAGAUAUACUAGUACGUGCAAAUUUGUCCAGUACAGAUGGAAGGGCAAAGAGCAGAGGAUGUUUUGGGUGCUGCUUUGGCUGCGUCCCACAAAUGCGACCAUUGCAGAUACAGGGCGGCGUACAAAUAUCACCUAGCCAGGCAUAUGAGAAAACAUAUGGAUAAGACACAUGGUGAAAAGGACUUUAUGUGUGGGGAAUGCGGGUACAGGGUGGCUUUUAAGUGUGAUCUAACCAGGCAUAUGAGAACACAUAAAGGCGAGAAACCCUUCAAGUGUGACUAUUCUGCUGCACAGAAAGGCAGUCUAGAUAAACCCUUCAAGUGUGACCAGUGUGACUAUUCUGCUGCACAGAAAGCCAGUUUAGUCUACCAUAUGAGAAAGCAUACAGGUGAGAAGCCCUACAAAUGUGAGCAGUGCGACUAUUCUACUGUACGGAAAUCUGAUUUGGUUAACCACAUGGCUAAGCAUACUGGUGAAAAGCCCUACAUGUGUGGGGAGUGCGGGUACAGGACGGAAUACAAGUGUAACCUAAUCAUACAUAUGAGAAAACAUACAGGCGAGAAGCCCUACAAGUGUGACCAGUGUGACUAUUCUGCUGCACAGAAAGCCAAUUUAGACCAACACAUGGCUAAACACACUGGCGAAAAACCCUGAAUGUGUGGGGAGUGCG
Molecule: messenger RNA, 1224 nt
Organism: Branchiostoma floridae (Florida lancelet)
Lineage: Eukaryota; Metazoa; Chordata; Leptocardii; Amphioxiformes; Branchiostomatidae
Product: gastrula zinc finger protein XlCGF57.1-like
Exons: 2
Coding region: 591-1208 (205 amino acids)
Biological process (GO): regulation of transcription by RNA polymerase II
Cellular component (GO): nucleus
Molecular function (GO): RNA polymerase II transcription regulatory region sequence-specific DNA binding; DNA-binding transcription factor activity, RNA polymerase II-specific
Source: RefSeq, a predicted model, not a curated record